GCAAAAGUACUGUGUCUGGUUCUGAGACCUUCACUGCAGUAAAGAUUCUCCCUCCCUGGACUUGGUCCAGGGAGGGGGAACACAGCUGAUGCAGAGUCUAGAGGUGAGCUGAGACACGGUCACUGGUACGACUUAUCCACCCACAACAUCCUUCAGAAUGGAUUCUGGAUUCCCGAGGAGAGAGGUGCUGGCUCGUCCUCUAAGGUCGAGAGAGGCUGAGAAGCCCAAGCAUCUGACCAUCUUUGACUUCGGGGAGGUUGGUCUCAGGCUCAGGAAGAAGCCGGACAGCCCUCAGGAGACAAAGCUGCCCAAGACUGUCCGGCCCCCAGGCCCGAGUGAGAACUCCAAGUACAAGUUCUCAUCACCUGACCGGAACAAGACCUUGCUUGAGCCUGUCCCAUCCGAGCUGGUGUUUCAGAACUAUGUCCUUGGCAAGGUCUGUGAAAUGCCCCUGCUUCUGAGGAAUAGAGACAAGGUUACUCGGCUGGUGAAGGUCACCAUGGACAGCUCACCUUAUUUCAAGUUGGUCGGCCCCAAUGAUGUGUGCCAUCAGAUCCCACCGGGCUCAUUUUGUACUAUAAACAUCCUUUUCACCCCUGAGGGGAGCAAGGAUCAUUUCCACCAGCUUGUCUGCAUCUACAAAAGGGAAAAGCUCACUGUGCCAAUCCGGGCCAUUGGUGCCCGCCCAGUCUUGGACUUCCCUGACCAGCUGGACUUCUCGUCGUGUCCAGUCAACCACAGCACCCAGAAGACUCUGCUGGUUCACAACACCGGGAACCUGGAAGCCUGUUACAGCCUCAGCACUGAGAGCCCUUUCACUGUCAGCCCAACCAUGGGAACCCUCGACGUUGGUGAAGCCAAGCAAGUGACAGUGGAAUAUCACCCAAUGGAGACCGGGCACCAUUCCACAUCCCUGGCAGUGCACUGCGACAGAGGUGAUGAAGAUACCCACACCAGACUUCUUGGAAAAGCUAAGGACUUCAACAUCGGGCUGGACAAGUACUCUUUGGAAUUUGACAAGACUUAUCUCACACUGUCAAGCCACAGGACCACGGUCAUCCACAAUAGAAGUAACAUCACAGCCCGAUUCCAGUGGAAGGCUUUUGCUACUGAGGCAGAGGACUAUCCACAGAAGAUCAGGCUGUGUUUCAAUCUGUCUCGGCCACCCCAGGAGAUAGUAAAGGCUCUUGUGAUGAAGCGCUAUGAGGAGCUUGAGCUUUACGACUGCGAGUUGGAGAAGGAGACAGCAAAGAUUGAAGCAGACCCCAUGCUGUUCUCAGAUGAUGUUUUCACCAUUGAGCCCUUGGAGGGAGAGGUUGGGCCACAUUGUUCAGCUGAGAUCAAGGUGUUCUUUAAACCCCGAGAAGCCCAAGUCUACAGAAAAGUGGCCUACUGUUCCAUCUCAGGCCGUGAGAGCAGGCUGCCCCUGCGCCUCACAGGGGAAGGCCUCGGGCCCUGCCUCCAACUCAGCUCUGAGGAACUGAACAUGGGGAAAGUUUUGGUUGGAGAAGCCUACAGCUAUGAGGCAAUGCUGGUUAACAAAGGAGCUAUUGAUGCUCCCUUUGAGCUCAUCCCUCCAACCACAGCCCACGGCUCCUGCUUCACCUUUCAGCCCCAGCAGGGCAUCAUUCCACCCAGUGGGCUCCAGCCCAUCCAGAUCUCCUUCAGUUCCAGCACCCUGGGGGAGUUUGAGGAAGAAUUCCAUUUCAAUGUGGCGGAAUCCCCUAAGCCUGUGACCUUGACUAUCAGGGGCCACGUCACCGGACUGAGCCUGCAUUUCAGCACAGGUGGCCUUGACUUCAAUGACGUCUCCUUUGGCUUUCCUCAGACCUUGUCGUGCCGCCUGAUCAACACCUCUGUGGUGCCCAUCACCUUCCACCUUCGCAUCCCUGAGGACGGCCAGGGACAGCCCAGCCUUACCAGCUUUGACCAAGUGAAAGACAACGCUCACCCCUCCUGGGAAAAAGGCACACUGGCUCCAUGUCAGGAGAAGCCAAUGGAAUUCACCAUAACACCCAGCGCAGGGACCAUCCCUUCCCAGGGAUCCCAGGAGAUCAGGGUCACGCUGUGUUCCAAUGACGUGGGACAGUACGACUGUGAUAUGGUGGUGGACGUGGAUGGUUUUGGCAAGGAGGUGUUGGCUCUGCGCCUCAAAGCCAGAUGUGUCGUUCCUGAGCUGCGUUUGCUCUCCUCCACCCUCGACUGUGGACCGUGCUCUGCAAAGGUCCCUUGCCAGAAGACGCUGACCCUUGUGAACCCGAGCCCCCUUCCAGGAUGCUACAGAGUUCUCCCUCAGAGACACCAAGAGGCCGCUGCUCUGUGGUACUCCAGCCCCAAGCCGUGUGGGAUUAUCCAGGGUCACAAGAUGGUGGAGAUCCCAAUUACAGCUGAAGUCCAGGUGGUGGGUGCUCAUUCCAUCCUGGUGGAUAUCGCCGUGUUCGGGAAGGAGAGAUCCCCACUGCAAAUGCAUUUAAUGUGCACUGGAAAGACGCCGCUUGUCUACGCAAGUGUGAAUAAGAUAAACUUCGGCGAGAUCCAAGCGAUGCAGGAGACUUCCCAAACUCUCCAGCUGUGCAAUCAGGGUCUCAUCCCUGCAGCCUUCAGAGCAGAGAUCGGUGGCAAAUGCUGGAGUAUUGAACCCAGGGAAGGAGUGGUCCCUGCCAAGGCUGAGGUUCCUGUGGUUGUCACGGCAAACCUGGGUGACACAGGGAGAUUUGAAGACAGCAUGAAGCUGUUCAUUGAGAACAGCCUUACCAGUGUCAUCCCCAUCCAGGCUGUGGGCAUUGGCACCACAAUUACCAUUGACAAACCGUUUGCGCCGGAGCUGAAUUUGGAACCCCAGUUCAACCUCGUUCCCUGCAUUUUGCGAUUCAAAGUAACAAACAAGGGGUGUCAGUUCCAGCAGCUGUACUGGGGCACAGAAGGUUUCAGCACCUUUCGACAGCGUCAUCCUCUCCCUGCCCUCGGUGUCACCAAGGGCAAAAACGCUUCCCAGAGACCCACCACCCCCGUAUUUAAGCUGCGGCCACGGAGUAUGAAUCUGCAGCCAGGCGAAACUAUGGAGCUGGUGCUGGAAGGCUUCUCCAGCACUGUCCAGGAGGUGGAGGAGAAACUGGUGUGUGAGGCAGUCGUGGAGCCAGAGAUAACAAAGAAAGAGAUCAUCAAGACAAAGGUCACCUGCAAGUUCAUUUCUCCCGCUGUGCAAAUAUCAUCCAGAGCAAUCACUUUCCGUGUGGAGAAGCACCCUGAUGUCCUGACUCUUCAGUACAAGCCUCUGUCUUUAAAAAACACCUGCUGCCUGCCAUUCCACCUUUUGCUGGACUUGGAGCAGCCGUUCCUAAUCUGUGAUGCAGACCAUCAGCCCCUCCCUGCAGGGGCCCAGCCUGUGAAGAUGGAGGCAGGGCAGGCACUUCAUCUCUCCAUCGGCUUUAACCCAGCCUAUGAAAAGGAUCCGAUCAGCUGGGUAGCAAAGAAGACUCUAAAGAUCCGGCUGGUGGAACAUCCUCAUGAGGAAGAGAUCACCGUUUGGGGAGAGGUCUACUUCCCGAAUCUCCGUAUCCCGACCAAAGCACUGGACUUUGGUUGCAUCGCGAAUGGCACAAAACAAGUGCGUUACCUGGAGAUGACCAACUGCGGCCCAAUUCCUGCCCACUACCACUGGUCAUUCCAGAUGGACGGCAAGGAGUACCUGACAAGGUUCAUACCUUCCCCACCUACAUUCAAACCCCAGCCACAAAUGGCCAGGUUCGGCUAUGUUGAGUGUGGGCGUUAUUCAAGGAGGUACUUCAGGCCUGGAAGUGUGCAGGAGCCAGCCAAAGCCCCGGAAGCAGCACAGGACUCUUCCCAACAAUCAUCACAUUCAGCAAACUGCCUGGAAACAGAACAGAAUUCUUCCGAAGAGUCAUCAGAUUCAGAGGACUCCCUGGAAACAGAAUGGGAUUCUUCUGAACAGUCACCAGAUCCAGAGAACUCUCUGGAAACAAAGCAGGACUCUUCCCAAAAGUCAUCAGAGGCCUCCCCAGAAGCAACGGUGCCACCAUCCACUGUUGCAGGGCCUCGGAGGUCAUUGAAGAGGAGGGUUUCAGAGACAGAAAACAUCCUGGGCAUUGUUCACGCUGAAACCAUCCAAGUCUCUGUGGAGGUCGACGAUGUUAAUCUGAGCAUCAACAUGCCUGAAGGUCCAGAUGGCAGCUUGGAAUUUGGAACCAUUAAUGUCCUUGAUAAUAAAAAGGAAGUCCUGAGUCUGCAGAACAAAGGCUUAUAUGACAUUGAGUACAGUUUCAAGCUGACCACUGGAAGUGCCAAGAGGGGCAACUUGGAAUCUCACUUCACUGUCCGGCCGCAGAGGGCUGUGCUGAAAGCCUCCCGGCCACCUGUGAAAGUUGAGGUCCUCUUCCACCCCACGACUGAAGUGUUUCUCGAGAGCAAACCCAUCCUGCUCUGCCAGGUCACUGAUCUCAAUUCAGGUCAAGGAGGUGAGACCGUUGCCACCAUCCCAGUGAGGGUGUCGGCGAGAGCCGUGUACAGCAAGUACAGCAUCGAGCCUGCCUCGCCCAUCGACUUCGGUGCCAUGGUUAAGGGCACCAAGAAGAGCCAGGUCCUAAUUGUGGAGAACAAAGGUGCUCUUAACUUCAAAUUCCUCAUCCGCCAAGCACCUCCACUGCAAAGUUCACAGCAAGAGGAAUCUGUCCCCUCGGUCAGGGAAAGAAAGCACUCGACGCAGGCUCAGCUCACUGUAGGCAUGUUCACGGUGUCCCCUUGCUCCGGCUCCGUCGGUCCUUGGGGCCAGCGGAAGAUCACAGUGGAUUGCAACGCAGGAGCAGAGGGGAAAUGUGAGGAGCAGCUGUACAUUGACAUCAGCAACAGAGACCCCAAGGACAAUCCCCUCGGCAUUCCUUUUACCCUGACUGCCGAGUCCUGCUUCCCAGCGCUUGUUGAAGACAUCACGUCCAUCUUUGAGCAGUACCCGAUCCACAGCAACGUCAAUCUCCGCAAGACGUUACAGUCGGUGCAAGGCAACGGUGUGUUCAUCAGAGAUGACAACAAAUUCAUCUUCACCAAAGUUCAGGUUGGGCAACGGGCCAUGGCUCACUUCAAGAUCUCUAAUGGCAGCAGUGUCCCAUGUGACGUGGUCCUCUCCAUCAAAGCCAUGCCUGGAGAGCCUCACAACCUUAUCAGCAACAUCUUCAAGUUGGAUCCUGUCGAGAUGAGCAUUCCUGGCUUAUCCCACGCCUUUGCUACAGUGACCUUCACUCCAGAACAAAAGGAGGACUACCAGUGCACUUUCACAGCUUCCCUUGUUAGCCCAGAAAGCAGCUCCGUGAAGACGAAACCCCAACAGCUGACCUUCACUGUCAGUGGAGAGGGGCAUGUGCCUCAGGUGACAGUCGAGUGCCCGGGCCUUCGGAGUAAGAGGGGAAACCCUGUGCUGCGCUUCAGGAGGCUCCUGCUGGGGGAUUCACAGACACUCCCCCUGGUCCUUCGUAACAAUGGCAUCGUACCCACCCAGUUUACAGUUCGUAUCAUGGAUGACAAGGGAGUUUUCUUUAUGAAAGCCAGGCAGUCCGCACUCCGUGCCUUCUACAUUGGAGACAAGGAAGAGGACUCCACUGGAAAAGCCAAGAAGCAUCCCCAGAAGCCUUACCUGCUCCUGGAACACGGGCAAUCAGCAGAGUUUGACGUGUUUUUCAAACCCACCCUGGCCCAACGUCUGGAAGGGAAGAUCCGUAUGCCAGUGUCAGGCAACAGUGAGAUCGACAUAGAGCUGGUGGGUGAAGGCCACAAUGAUGACUUCACCCUUGAUAACCUAGCAGAAGACAACCAGGAGAGCAAUGCUGAGGGCAAUCUGGAGGACGACAUCAUUACGGGUAAGAGAGGAGAGGCUGCCAAGCUGUCAGAGUGA
Molecule: messenger RNA, 5902 nt
Organism: Chiroxiphia lanceolata (lance-tailed manakin)
Lineage: Eukaryota; Metazoa; Chordata; Aves; Passeriformes; Pipridae
Product: hydrocephalus-inducing protein-like
Exons: 37
Coding region: 158-5902 (1914 amino acids)
Biological process (GO): axonemal central apparatus assembly; cilium movement
Cellular component (GO): axoneme
Source: RefSeq, a predicted model, not a curated record